CAGAGCUAGCAGCAGAGGAAACGCUCUCGCUCUCUCUCUCUCUCACACACACACACACACACACAUACAGAAUAAUACGAGAGCGCUAACGCAGAGGAAACACACACACACACGCAUGCACACAGAUACAGGCUCUCGCUCUCUCACACAACACAAUAACACGCAGAAAUAGAGAGAGACAGAGAGCCAGGGAGAGGAAGACAGGAAGAAAAACACGCGCAAGGAGGAGAAGGGGAGCAAAAACAAAAGGCAGAGAAGGACAGACAGCGAGAAGGAGAGAGAGAGAGAGGGAAAAAACGGAGGGAUAGAGAGAGGUGACGGGAGAGGUGGCUCGCCUCUCACAGUGCGGUGGAAGAGAGAUAGUACUGGGUGAAGAGGAGAGGAGCGAAGAGAGGGGAGGAGAGAAGAGAAGAGGGGAGGAUGUGAGAGGAUUGGGACUAAAACACUCCCUUUUCUGCUGCCUGCCUGCCUGUUUGCCUGCCUGCCUGCCUGCCUGCCAGAGAGAGCUUGUCUGCAGUGACUAUGCUACAAGGAGAUACACCAUGACACGGAAUCGAGGCUAGACUGGCAGCGGCUCAAAGAAGAGAUGAGACAGACGUCACCGAAACUCAGCUCCGCUUCAAGAAGAAAAAGCACACGCCCAUAUACAGACGCGUAUACUCAAAGAACACACUCACACACACACAUACAUACACACAAAUACACACACACAUACACACAAAUACACACACACACACAUCCUUGAUCAAAAGGCACACCGGUUCUGAGGGAGCCCAAGACAGACUGUGCUGACCACAGGAAGAACGAGAGAAGAGAAGACGGCACAAAAAGACAGAAAGUCAAAAAAGAGAGAAGGACACGGAGGAACCAGAAAAACAAGGAGAAGAGGCGUAGGAGUAGAGGAGGGGAGAGGAGAGGAGAGGAAAGGAAGGUGUAUGCAUGCGGAGAGUAGAGGUCGUUGAGGAACGUAGAGGUCGUUGUGGAGGUCGUGGGGAGGUCAUGAGGGAAAGAGGUGAAAGGUUGUUGCUAUUACCGACUGCCAAGCCUAAACUCCGCCACUACUGACCACCCAGUGUUCCUCCUGACCCCCCUACCCUUACCCAAACCCCCCUACCCUGACAAACACACACACACAAGGUCCCCACCCCUACCCCCCCACCCUGCACCCCACCUCAACCCGUGGACAGAGCCUCAUCUUGGGAGAGGCAAACUGAUAUGGUUCCCCUCCGUCCUGGAGCGAGUGUGUGUGAUGUCCAGUGCAGACCUAAAGACCUGCAGGGUCCUAUAGUUAUGCACUCGUGAAGACCUUUCAGAUACAUACUCGGGCCCUGUUGCUGCAAAAACACACAAACACACACACCACACACGCACACACACUGGCACUCACAAGGUUAAGGAUGAGUAGAACUUGAUGUGUGUGUGAUCAGUGUGUGUACUUGGAUCAGUUCCGUGAUCUCUUGGGUGUGAACCAGACGUUCCGUCUCUCCGUCCGUCCGUGGUGUGAGCCGUUCUUCAGUCCCUCUGGACUCUUGCUCGAAGAUAAGAAGGUAUCACAACGGAUUCAAUUUCGCCUCCCAAUACAUUGCAUUGGAUAUCUGACAUUUUGAAUUACUAUCAAUCAGACGCUGAAUGUCACUCUUUUUUAUGAAGACAUCAGAUUGGAUGAGCCACUACUCUCACGGCCUCAUAUAACAAACAAGUUUUAUUUGUUUUUAAAACCGUUUUUUCUUCCUCGUUGUCGCGGGUCUCGUGCCGCCUGCGCCACCGUCCCCACCAGCAGCGCUGCGUUCCGCGUUGCAAAACAUCAUGGGGUGCCGGCAGAGCCAGGAGGAGAAGGACGCGGCGCGGCGCUCGCGGCGCAUCGACCGGCACCUGCGCUCGGAGAGCCAGCGCCAGCGCCGCGAGAUCAAGCUCCUCCUCCUGGGCACCAGCAACUCGGGCAAGAGCACCAUCGUCAAGCAGAUGAAGAUCAUCCACAGCGGCGGCUUCAACCUGGAGGCCUGCAAGGAGUACAAGCCCCUCAUCCUCUACAACGCCAUCGACUCCCUCACGCGCAUCAUACGCGCCCUCGCCACGCUCAAGAUUGACUUCCACAACGCGGACCGUGCGUACGACGCCGUGCAGCUGUUUGCGCUGACAGGUCCCGCAGAGAGCAAGGGGGAGAUCACGGGCGAGCUGCUGGGCGUGAUGAAGCGGCUCUGGGCCGACGCCGGCGUGCAGGAGUGCUUCCAGCGCUCCAACGAGUACCACCUGGAGGACAACACCGCCUACUACCUGAACGACCUGGAGCGCAUCUCGGCGAUGGAGUACAUCCCCACCGUGGAGGACAUCCUGCGCUCGCGAGACAUGACCACCGGCAUCGUGGAGAACAAGUUCACCUUCAAGGAGCUGACCUUCAAGAUGGUGGACGUGGGGGGUCAGAGGUCGGAGCGGAAGAAGUGGAUCCACUGCUUCGAGGGCGUGACCGCCAUCAUCUUCUGCGUGGAGCUGAGCGGCUACGAUCUCAAGCUGUACGAGGACAACCAGACGAGUCGCAUGGCGGAGAGCUUGCGCCUCUUCGACUCCAUCUGCAACAACAACUGGUUCACCAACACCUCGCUGAUCCUCUUCCUGAACAAGAAGGACCUGCUGGCGGAGAAGAUCAAGCGCAUCCCGCUGACCGUCUGCUUCGCCGACUACAAGGGCCAGAACACCUACGAGGAGGCGGCCGUGUACGUGCAGCGGCAGUUCGAGGACCUGAACAGGAACAAGGAGACCAAGGAGAUCUACUCGCACUUCACCUGCGCCACCGACACCAGCAACAUCCAGUUUGUCUUCGACGCCGUCACGGACGUCAUCAUCCAGAACAAUCUCAAGUACAUCGGCCUCUGCUAGCCCAAUCACGGGCAGCCGUGGCAGGCCAUGGGGGGCCAUGGGGGCGGGACAUUGGCCUCUGCUAGCCCAAUCACGAGCAGGCCAGCCAGGGCAGCCAUGGAUGGGGGCGGGACAUCGGCCUCUGCUAGCCCAAUCAUGAGCAGGGAGGCCAUGGGGGCGGGACAUCGGCCUCUGCAAGCCCAAUCACGAGCAGCCAUGGCAGCCAUGGGUUAGGGUUGGGGUUAGGGUUUGAUUGGCUGGAAAUGAUAGUGGAGCUGUUGACUGCUAUGGCUACUGGCGUGAGGACAUGGAGGCUGCAUGCUUCUAAUGCACCUCUGCAGAAGAGAGAAGGAUGAGAGAGAGAAAGAGUGAGACACAGAAAAAAAACAAGAAGAAAAAAAAGAGAAGAGCUCUGUUGUCUGUAUAAAAAAAGAAAUGAGCUCUUUUGUCUGUGUAAUCUCUCUCUCUCUCUCUCUCUCUCUCUCUCUCUCUCUCUCUCUCUCUCUCUCUCUCUCUCUCUCUCUCUCAAGGUCACCAGUAUGGGGUGUAACAGGUGGCCAAAGUCACAAGGUCUCUGGAAUGGGGUUGUUACUGAGCGUGUACACCAGAAAGGACCUAAGCUACCUGUGUGACAGAGAUCUUUGAAUUUUCACAAUGAAUUUGCUUUAUUCGCUCUGGAUUCGGACAUUGACAUGCUUGAUUUAGCUUAUCACAUAACGGCUCAUGCGGACAUUCGGAGAUAUGAACAUUCCAAUUGGUUUUCGCCAAACCGCAUCAUAGCUCAUUACCAUAAUAUUAGCUUGACAUCAACAGCUGAAAUUCGCUCUGGUCACCCAGGUGGCUUCGCUCUCAGCGAAUUCGCUUUGGUCAUUUAAUUCGUCGAUCCUCCAUAGAGAAAUAUUGACUUGCAUCACUCUGGUAGCCUAUAGGUCGCUUUUGGUGUACACAUGGCAUAAGGAGAGACCAAGGUCACCAGUAUGGUUCAAGGGGUAGCUAAGGUCACAAGGGGUAGCCAAUGACCCACCAGUUGGGCUGUAAGUAGUGGCCAAGGUCACAGUCCAAACUAGUGGGAGAUGGGACUUCUCCCACCUACUAAGAAAAAGUGGGAAGUGGGACCUCCUACUAGCGAAGUAGGGGGAGCUUGCAUUACUUCCUCCUCAAAAUAAUGAAGCCGGAGGAUAAUGGUGGCACCAAUGGAGCCAGGUGAAUAAAUAAGCUUAACUUUCUCUAUUUCUCUUUGUGUGCAGUUGUUCCAGACACAGUCAUUUUAACUCAACAUCUUCUACGUGUUAAAGCAUGAUAUUCUGUCAACAUAAAUGUAUCACACACCAGAAAUAAUCGCUAUUCUUCCUCUUUUGGCUCGUAUCAAAACACCUUGCUAAAGUCAGUUAAAUCGCGACUGUUGCUAUGCUACGGUUGCUAUGCUACGGUUGCUAUACUACGGUUGCUCCCACUUCAACUGCCUGGAACGCCUUGAGGUGGGAGCUGAAAUAAUGCAGGCAGGAGAAGUCCUGUCUCCCACUAGUUUGGACUGGGUCCGGAAUGCGUGGCCAAGGUCACAAGGUCAGCGAGUAUGGGGUCUCCAAGGUCGCGGGUGAUGGCGAGGUCAUGAUGGGACAGCGCCCCUCUGGUUUGAGUGACUGGUAUGAGACAGUUGCCAACCCCAAAGGGUCCAGACCAGUUUUUUUUUUACAAGCUUGACAUUAAUUAAUGUGUUUGCACUGAAUGACUAUAUGUGUAUGUAGAGACUCACACAUGCACACACAUGACAUGCUCACAUACUCUGGCGUGCUCACAUACACACACACACACACACACACACACACACACACACACACACACACACACACACACACACACACACACACAGCCACACACACAGACCACUCGACUUUAUGUUUGUUCGCACCUAAGGACUUGGGAUCAAUAGUCAAGCGCUUGUUUGACAUGGAAACACUGGAAAACAAAGUCAAGCCACUCGCCCACCCCCCUACUGAACCCCCCUGCCCUCCACUCGCCUACCCCCCAACU
Molecule: messenger RNA, 4884 nt
Organism: Engraulis encrasicolus (European anchovy)
Lineage: Eukaryota; Metazoa; Chordata; Actinopteri; Clupeiformes; Engraulidae
Gene: gnaz
Product: guanine nucleotide binding protein (G protein), alpha z polypeptide
Exons: 5
Coding region: 1807-2874 (355 amino acids)
Biological process (GO): adenylate cyclase-modulating G protein-coupled receptor signaling pathway
Cellular component (GO): heterotrimeric G-protein complex
Molecular function (GO): G protein-coupled receptor binding; GTPase activity; G-protein beta/gamma-subunit complex binding
Source: RefSeq, a predicted model, not a curated record